UGCAGCCUGCCUCUACAGCAGCAAGCGAGCAGAGAGAGGACCUAUUCAGAGCAUAUUCAAUGAUAAGGCUUCUUAUCUGUCCUCGUUAUGUGCCCUUACCCGCUGUAGUGUCUUUAAAGAGGAGAAGGCGGAGGGGAUGCUGAAGUAGCGCGGGAUGCAGUGGAGUGAAAACAUCGUGGGAGGAAGGCUCAGAGUGAACCAGCCGGGGGUGAAACGCGAAUGGCUUCUUCAGAGCUGCUCCCUGCAGAUGAGGGAGGCAAACAGCCCGAACACACUGACGUCCUUGACCGGGUUUCAGUCGCGCUUGCAGGCAAGUCGGGUGGAUCAACAGGAGGUGCGCCCCCGGGGGAGGGUUACUGUAACCCUGCCCGCAGCUACCAUGAGCAUUCAGCACCAAGGACGGCUCCGCGCAAAGGAGGCGCGGAGGUUAAACUCGGUCACUUCGGAGGAGAGAAAGUCCGGGUUUGCUGCGACGAGGAAUUAGAGACAUCCUUUACCUAUAUUGAUGAGAAUGUAAACUUGAGACUGGCAAGCCCGGAAACUAGUUGUAAAAGUACUCACAGACCAGUGCGCAAUGGCGAGCCUUGCUCUGAGACUUUCCCGGAAAUGUCCUUUAUGUCCGAGGAUGACCUCUCCUUCGGGGAGGGCUCAGGGACUUCUAUAGACUACGGCUUUAUCAGUGCAGUCACGUUCUUAGUCACCGGGAUCUCCUUGGUGAUCAUCUCCUACGCCGUGCCUCGGGAUGUGGUGGUGGAUCGUGACAGCGUGUCAGCGAGGGAGAUGGAGAGGCUGGAGAUGGAGAGCGCACGGAUAGGUGCCCACCUGGAUCGGUGCGUCAUAGCGGGACUGUGUCUGCUCACGCUGGGCGGCGUGGUGCUCUCCACUCUGCUUAUGAUCUCCAUGUGGAAGGGGGAGAUGUACAGGAGAAAAGUGGUCGCUUACACUAAGCGUUCAGCCAAACAGUACGGCUCUAUCAGCCUGAAAACUAGAUCCAGCCCUAGCCACUCCUCUGCGCACUUGUCCCUGGAGGAGGAAAUAGAGGAAACUUUGGCCUGAAAUGCUGCUUUGCAUAUGAACCUAUUUUGUAUUGCCAAGGAAUUAAUGCCAUUCACACACAUUCACUAACAUGUUGUAGCCCAAUACAGGAUUCUAACAUUCAAA
Messenger RNA from Notolabrus celidotus (New Zealand spotty), 1161 nucleotides. RefSeq names its product transmembrane protein 74. NCBI's taxonomy places the organism in Eukaryota, Metazoa, Chordata, Actinopteri, Labriformes, Labridae. The coding region runs from base 220 to 1056 and encodes 278 amino acids. The transcript is spliced from 2 exons. The record is from RefSeq and is a predicted model, not a curated record.